Aspergillus clavatus NRRL 1 is the source of this 3198-nucleotide messenger RNA. RefSeq names its product putative translation elongation factor eEF-3. Gene Ontology annotation, molecular function: ATP binding; ATP hydrolysis activity; translation elongation factor activity. The transcript is spliced from 2 exons. The record is from RefSeq and is a predicted model, not a curated record. Bases 1 to 3198 code for a protein of 1065 amino acids. NCBI's taxonomy places the organism in Eukaryota, Fungi, Ascomycota, Eurotiomycetes, Eurotiales, Aspergillaceae.
AUGCCCGCUGUCGAUGUUUCUUCAGUUCCUGCCGUCUCUGGCAAGGAGACCGCCCAGGCCGUCGCUGUCCUCGAGGACUUGAUCAAGAACCUCAACAUCUCGACAAGCCAGGAUGAGGUCAACGCUGCCACCGAUAACCUCGCCCACUACUUCAGCGGUCCUAUCCCUGAGCAGACUCUGCCCAUCAAGGCCGUUGAGACCUUCCAGAAGCAGCUCUCCAACAAGAAGGAUGCUACCGCUCGUGAGCGUGCUUGCGAGGCCAUCCGCGCUAUCGCCGCUCACCAGACCAUCGCCCCCGGUGUCGAGCCUCACCUUGUCACUCUCCUUGGUCCCGUUCUCGCCGCUUCCGGUGACAAGAUGGUCCCUGUUCAGAAGGCCGCUGCGGCCGCUGCCGUUGCCAUCGUCCAGGGUAUUAACGGUAACGCUGUCAAGGCCGUUCUGCCCGUCAUCACCGAGUCUCUGCAGAACGCGCAGAAGUGGCAGGAGAAGAUGUGUGCUCUGGACUGCAUCAACUCGCUCAUCGAGUCUGCUCCCGCUCAGCUCUCCUUCCGUGUGCCCGAUCUGAUCCCGGUCGUAUCCGAGGCCAUGUGGGACACCAAGGCCGACAUCAAGAAGGCCGCCUACUCCACCAUGGAGAAGGUUUGCGGUCUCAUCGUCAACAAGGAUAUUGAGCGCUUCAUUCCCGAGCUCAUCAAGUGUAUCGCUAAGCCUGAGAACGUCCCCGAGACUGUUCACUUGCUCGGUGCCACUACUUUCGUUUCCGAUGUCACUGGUCCUACCCUCGCUAUCAUGGUCCCCCUACUUGACCGUGGUCUUGUUGAGCGUGAAACCGCCAUCAAGCGUAAGACCGCCGUCAUCGUCGACAACAUGUGUAAGCUCGUGGACGACCCUCAGAUUGUCGCUCCCUUCUUGCCCAAGUUGAUGCCUCGUCUCGAGAAGAACUUCGAUACUCUGGCCGAUCCUGAGGCUCGUGAGAAGACCAAGCAGGCCUUGGAUACCCUCAUCCGUGUCGGUGAUGUCAAGGAUGGCAAGAUUCCCGAGAUUUCCACCGCCGGUGAUGUCUCUACCGUCUCCGCUAUCCUGAAGGAUAUCCUUUCCCCCAAGUACAAGGCUCAAAUCGAGAAAUCUGAGGCUAUCAUCAACUACGUUGCUGCUAUUUCUGGUCAGCUCGUCGAUGAGAAGGAUGUCGAGGUUGUCAGCUGGACCCAGAACGCUGUUCCUUACAUCUCUGCCAUUGUUGGUGAGACUGAGGCCAAGACUAUUGCUGAGACUCUCCGCAAGCGUGCCUCUCCUGGUGCUGCUGAGGCCGAUGCCGUCCUCUCUGAUGAGGAGGAGGGUGAGGAUCUUUGCAACUGCACCUUCUCCCUGGCUUAUGGUGCCAAGAUCCUGCUGAACCAGACUUCUCUCCGUCUCAAGCGUGGCCAGCGCUACGGUCUUCUCGGACCCAACGGUACCGGAAAGACCACUCUCAUGCGUGCUAUCAACAACGAGCAGCUGGAGGGUUUCCCCAAGAAGGAUGAGGUCAAGACCGUCUACGUCGAGCACGACCUGGACGCCGCCGAUACUGAGCAGACUGUCAUUGGCUGGACCAUGAAGAAGCUUCGCGAGGUCGGUAUCGAGAUCCCUCAGGCCGAGGUCGAGUCCAAGCUCGAGGAGUUCGGUUUCCUCCGUGAGCAGUUCGAAGGACCCAUCACCUCUCUGUCCGGUGGAUGGAAGAUGAAGCUGGCUCUUGCCCGUGCUGUGUUCGAGAAGCCCGAUAUUCUGUUGCUUGACGAGCCUACCAACCAUCUGGACGUCAAGAACGUUGCCUGGCUCGAGAAUUACCUUUGCACCUCCCCCUGCACUUCCAUUAUUGUCUCCCACGACAGCAAAUUCUUGGAUAACGUUAUCCAGCACGUCGUCCACUACGAGCGCUUCAAGCUCAAGCGUUACCGUGGUAACCUGAGCGAGUUCGUCAAGAAGGUCCCCAGUGCUCGCUCCUACUACGAGCUCAGCGCCUCCGACAUGGAGUUCAAGUUCCCCGAGCCUGGUUUCCUUGAGGGUGUCAAGACCAAGGCCAAGGCCAUCAUUCGUGUCAGCAACAUGACCUUCCAGUACCCCAACACUCCUCGCCCUCAGCUUACCGACAUCACCUUCCAAAUCUCCCUUGGUUCCCGUAUUGCCGUCAUCGGUCCCAACGGUGCCGGUAAAUCCACCCUGGUCAACGUCUUGACCGGUGAGCUUAUCCCCACCACCGGUGACGUCUACCAGCACGAGAACAUCCGUAUCGCCUACAUCAAGCAGCACGCUUUCGCCCACAUCGAUAACCACCUGGACAAGACUCCCUCCGAGUACAUUCAGUGGCGUUUCCAGACCGGUGAGGACCGUGAGACCAUGGACCGUGCCAACAAGAUCGUCACCGAGGAGGACGAGAAGGCCAUGGACAAAAUCUACAAGAUCGAGGGUACCUUCCGUCGUGUCAUCGGUAUCCACUCUCGUCGCAAGUUCAAGAACAGCUACGAGUACGAGUGUUCGUUCGCUCUUGGUGACAACAUCGGCAUGAAGAGUGAGAAGUGGGUUCCCAUGAUGAGCACCGACAACGCCUGGAUUCCUCGUAGCGAGAUCAUGCAGUCCCACGCCAAGAUGGUUGCCGAGGUUGAUCAGAAGGAGGCCCUCGCCAGCGGUCAGUUCCGCCCUCUGGUCCGUAAGGAGAUUGAGAUUCACUGCGCCAACUUCGGUCUGGAUGCUGAGCUUGUCUCUCACUCCCGUAUGCGCGGUCUGUCCGGUGGUCAGCGUGUCAAGGUCGUCCUCGCCGCUUGCUCGUGGCAGCGUCCCCACGUCAUCGUCCUGGACGAGCCCACCAACUAUCUCGACCGUGACUCCCUUGGUGCUCUCUCCAAGGCUCUCAAGUCUUUCGAGGGUGGUGUUGUCAUCAUCACUCACUCCCGUGAGUUCACUGAGAACCUGACCGAGGAAGUCUGGGCUGUCAUGGACGGCAAGAUGACUCCCUCCGGCCACAACUGGGUUCAGGGUCAGGGUUCCGGUCCUCGUCUCCAGGACAAGGAGGGUCCCGAGGAAGUGACUGAUGCGUAUGGCAACAAGACUGUGGUUGAGAAGAAGAAGAAGCUCACUUCUUCUGAACUCAGAAAGAAGAAGAAAGAGAGGUUAGCCAGAAAGAAACGGGGAGAAGAGGUUUUCUCUGACGAAGAUGACUUUUAA